Messenger RNA from Pocillopora meandrina, 3238 nucleotides. The record is from the annotation of a GenBank genome assembly. Lineage: Eukaryota; Metazoa; Cnidaria; Anthozoa; Scleractinia; Pocilloporidae.
AAAUCAAACAAGCGUUCUCGCGAUUCCACAGAAAAAGAAUUAGAAAAUGAAGCGAUUAGUUUCCUUUCUUCACUGCUUCGCCAUUUUUCAAAUGACAAUGGCUGCAAGUCCUCUCGUUCAGGUAUGGCACACUUUUAAUGGUAAAAAAAGAAGUAUUUUUUGCAAGUCAAAGAACUUAUCUUUAAGUAUGGGGAAAAACAUUGAAUGAAGUAUUUUCUUGAAAAAGCGUUCUUACUUCGUAGGGAACCUUUACAUAAGUAUUUAAGCACCAUAAUUAUAGGAGGGCCUCACGUUUAUUAGUUCCGGUUAUUUCGUGCUAACCCUCAUAAAAUAAAAUCUUUACUUACUUACUUACUUACUUACUAUAGGAAGUGAAAGGUUUUGAUUAUUAUUCUUCCUACAUCAAUAUCGAUAUUUGAUUCCUCAAGGAAUAAGAGGCGUUUAGGUGAAACUGAACACUGAGCGCUAAGAAAAGACUGGAAAACUAAAUGGUGUUAGGAGCAAUGCCUAUCAAAAAGCUACGUUUGUUUUUUAAUCAGGGUCUUGAGACUAGUUCAAUAGUAUUUGUAAUUUGAAGCUGUAUCAAACGGUCCUUGUGCACGGUUUGUAACGUGUAUUUCAAGACUAGAUGGGUGCAUAAUCAGCCUGAGUUCAUGUCUCCGGCUUUACUAAUGGAGCUGUUAUUCAGAAUGAAACAACUUCGGCUCCUACCCCAACACUAUUUGCACAUGAGAGUGAAAAGACUCUCCUGCUUUAGACGGAGUAAAGGGUAAGAUAACCAUUUAAACAGCAUUUCACUGAGCUUGAAGAGUAACUAACGGUAAUUAUUCACCUACUGAUGUACUGACUUCUUUAUUUUCAACAGGACAAAGAAGGGAUCUUGGCACUUAAAGGUUUUAUACCUAUCAUAAAUACAAUAUCACUGUAAUUUGUCAUGUGUAGACAUUGCCGACCAACUUUUCCAAGAUACAGUCGCAACAACAUAUUUCUUCUUUCUUCCCCCUGUUAAAUCUAGAGCAAUAAAAUAUGUCCUAGUCACUAACUGUGCCAUCAGCUAAAAGCAUUUAGAUGAGCAAUUGCACCAAACCUUUGAAUCACAUGGUUUUCCACAAAUCUUAAAUGCGUCCUUACUAAGGUUCAACUUCUCGUUUUAACGACAGCAGAGGAUGAGGAAAGAUAUGCCUUGAUUUCAUGUAGCAAGAUUUAUGUAGACAGUACUUAAAAGAAAUGAUAGCUUCGAUUUCCGACCCGAGAAGGUAAGGUCUUUCUCUAUUUCCUGCUAGAUCAUGAUUACUUGUUAAAGGGCAAUCUCUUUCUUUUUUGAGUAGAAAGUGCUGAUUCCCCCAUAACAUCCCCCAACUCUAGAAGUAUUUUGGGAUUCGGUCUGAUGAUAUUGUGCGGAGUCAAUAGAAACCCCCUCGACUACAAUGGUUACGGAUGCUACUGCGGACUCGGCGGAGAGGGAACACCAGUUGAUGAUGUCGACGGGUAAGUGGUAAAAUGAAAAAAUCGAUUGCCUUAACACACAACGCAAUUUGCAAAUUAUGCCUCUUGUCGCUGCCUGGUCGAUCAUACGAUGCUGCAUUUGCGGGCUAAAACUCUAAGACAGGAUCAGAAGGAAGAGACCAUCAUGAUCAAAUUGAAGACAAAGUCAAAGUAAUCAAAUUAUUUCAAAGCGGGCCUGGGUAUCAAAAACUAUUUAGGCAACUGUUUGAAGCUUUGAUAACACCAGGGAAGCAAACUUUCCUUUGUAAGUAUUAUUUCCGAUUCUGUUUAAUGAGAAGGCAGCCUGCACCAGGUUUGCGACCGUGAACUCCGUUAAACAGGCAAGAAAUUUUCAAAGAUGUACGCUUAACUCAGUAACUGAAGUAAAACUUGCCAUAUUUCUUGAAUCUCGGCUACAUGGCUGACGUUUGCCUAUGAACCGGGACAGCUUGUCCUUGCUUUGAACAUUCGGUUCCUAAUAUCCUAUGGAAAAAAGAACUUUUAACUGUUUCGUUUCAAAGGAAAAGUCAGAAGUUCGAGAUUAUUUCCUCUAUUGUCAUUUCUGCUCUCACGACGUUAAUGUUUGAUGCAGCAGUUAUUCACAUGAGUCAAAGAGUUAACAGUCUUGCUUUGUCGCCAGGUGUUGCCAAAUACACGAUGCCUGCUAUAAUGCAGUGCAGGACUCGGGCAGUUGCCCGUUUGAUGUGGCAAUUUAUGUCAUGCCCUACAGUAGGAGAGGUUGUCUUGGAUGCGGUAAGAUGUUACGUUUUUAACUGUACAGCAAAAAGUUCAAUACAAGUUGGUAUGGUUGAAGAUAGCACCAUGUGCAGAAGUAAUUUAGAUUUUAAGACGACUUCCUCUUUAAACCAAACAGAGGCAAGCCUCAAGAUUAGUUUGUCCAGUUCAGGGGUGUACCUGGACAGAAGAUAACGUGUUGCUGGAAUAUUAGAACAUUAUUUAACCCUACGAAACACUUCAGUUCCUAUUAUCUUAAGCGCAGUUAAUAGGCUGGGCAAGGGUUUUAGCCCCGGUCGUACCUCGAAGAACCGACUAGGCUAAGAACACGAAAAGGGAACAAACUCCUUUCACCAAUGACUGGUAAUGAGUCGUCUUCAUUCUGCGUCAACUUAGCUAUUACCUUACUGCAGCUCAAAACCGGCCUCUCGAAAGCACGGUUUGCUAAGAUUUUUCUUUAGCAACCUGUGCUUAGCAAAACUAGUAAAGCAAAAUAAAUGGGUUGUAAUUGAUAGAUUCACAGCUAGAUGUACAAAACCUAAUCAAUCAAAUUGGUUUCGUGUCAUGCUAAAGUCACUAUUCUUGGGAAAAACAAGCGAAGAUAAUUCAAAACUUGAACUGUAAGUGGCGAAUCACCAGUUCACAAAAAUAUUACGGACACCGUCACUGCCCCCUUGAAAAUCAUUAUUUGUUCAUAUUGUUGUGUAAUAACAACAUAAAUCAGAUUUACUCGUACAUCGACUCGUGGUUUGAUGCGAAAAUUUGGUUGUCGAGGUGAAGGGAUAAGACAUUACUGAUCGUUGAACUAUGCUGCACUCUCUCAUCAGAGCCUGCUAGUUACUACUGGUUUUACGGCAAGUGUCGGAACGCUUUGUGUGAGUGUGACAGUGAGGCUGUCCAGUGUUUCAAGAGUGCUACGUUCAAUGAUGCUUACAAAGAUCAUCCACAAGAAAAAUGUUAAAAAUGCAAUGCCCGAGACAUUAAGUGAUUAUUCAAUGAAUUAAAAAAGAAAACCGCU